UUGAGAUAAAAAUUGCAUUCAAACUGAGGAUUUGUUUUGGCUGUUUAUGUGUUACUUCCUUUGAGCAAAGUGAUUAGCCCUUAUUCAGGUCUUCUUGCUCCUGUUAAGAAGGGAAACUGAUACAAUGACAUCAAGUCUUUCUUGGAUACAAACCUCAUUGUCUUCCAAAAAGAAGUCAAGUGUCAAGUACGUAAUGAGAACCUGAUGGGGGAUAUUUUUUUGCACAGUGGUCUAAGGGUGGUUUGGUUUGGUUUGGUUUUCACACAGCAUCAAAUCUUGCAUUUAACUAAUGUACUUCAGUUUUUGGUCGACCUUCCACCGAGUCUGUUUCCAGUAGCAACUUCAAAUUCUUCCUCUAACUUCCUCCAGAAGUAUGGCAAUACUACAGUCAGAUUUAUCCUGAAUGGCUGCUCCCCUCCAUGAAAUUCAGGCCAGUACAGAACGGUAUCUGAUGUGGUCAUUUAUGCUCGGAGGGUGUGUUUCUCCCGAGGAAGGCAGGCAUACACCUGGCUCAGAAGAAUCUUUACUAAUGAAGAGUUUUCUUUUGCCUCCACGACUAGUAUCUAAAAGUUAGUGCAUUUCUAACACCAUUGAGAGGAAUGCCGCAUUUGUCUUUACAAACAAGCUGUAGAUCUGUUGGUAGAUAAGGUUAGCAUUGAGAGAUAAACAACGGAAGGGAUUUCACCGAUUGAUGAAUGGGAAAAGAUAUUUGCCUUUACAAACAAACUGUAGGUUUGCUGAUACAUGAAAUCGGAUAUCGGAAGAUGAAAGAAGAAACGGAGAAAGAUUAUGAAUUCUAUAAGAAUUAAAAAUUAAAAGGAAGGGUUAUACAUUAGAGGGGAAUCUCAGGUAUCAGGUCUUCUGGGCAGUCUGUGCCUCUCAAGUACCUCAACCAAUGGGGAAAGAGAGAGGGAAAUGCGGCCGUGAAAAUAUGAUAAAAAGGGAGGCUGCGUCCUCCACAAGUUUGAGAGGGCAAAGAAAUGGUAAAGGGAAGGAUCGAGCGGAGAGCGGCGGGGCGGGGCCGGCGGCGGGGCGGGGCCGGCGGCGGGGCGCAGCCGCCGCGGGGCCGGAAAUGGCGGCGGAACGGCAGCGGGAGCCGGGCCGCGGGGCCGGGGCCUGUCCCGGUGUCGCUGCCUGCCCCGCGGCCGGAGGGUGCCGUAGCUCCGCUCCGCCCGCUCCUGGGCAGGCACUCGUGGAGCAGGCCCGGCGCCGCCUGAGGCAGUUCGAUGUCGGGGCCAGGUUCAGCCGCCUGCCGCUGCCCCGAGCCGCCGUGCUGCUGCCGCUACUGGUGCGGCGGGGCCGGCUGCACCUGCUGCUCACCGUGCGCUCCAUGCAGCUGAGAAGAUCACCAGGGGAGGUGUGUUUUCCAGGAGGUAAAAGAGAAGCCACUGAUAAAGAUGAUAUUGACACUGCUCUCCGAGAAGCUAAAGAAGAAGUGGGUCUGCAGCCAGAGAAGGUGGAAGUCAUCUGUAGGCUGAUACCUGGAAUUGAUAAAAUGAACAACUUGGUGACACCAGUUGUAGGAUUUAUAGAUGAUACAUUCCAGGUCACUCCUAAUACAGAUGAAGUGAGUGGGGUUUUUGUUGUGCCUUUGGAGUACUUUGUCAAGCCCUUACAUUACAAGGCCUUUUCUUAUGAAACCUCCUCAGGUUAUUUAACUCGGAUACACUGCUUUACAUAUCAUGACCAGGAACAUAAAAAGUCAUUCAAGAUAUGGGGACUGACUGCACACUUUGCUGUAUUUCUUGCUCUUGUAAUUUUUGGAGAGAGACCUACUUUUGAAGUGGAUUAUGAUCUUGACAACUUAAUGUCAUCCUCCGAGAAUUACUUCAGUAAUUUGUAUGCAUCUAUAUAUGAAAGAAAGAAGAGUAAUCUCUGACAACUUAGUCUGGCAAUUUAGUUUGAAAAAGGAAAAAGGAGGUUUAUUUAUUUCCUUUGUACCUAAUUUUUUGAAAGCUACACUUGAAUUUCUUCUGAAUUGGGAACUUCAAGUUGACAGUGCCUAACUAGAUUAAUAUAAUUUUUAAUCUCUUUUAAGAAUUGUGAGAAGCACACAAUAUUUUUUGUGAAACAGACUUUUAAAAGGUCUCUUUCAGUUCCUUCUCAGUUUCAAUGGCUUUGUUCUGUGUGAUUGGAGGUAUUUUCUGUGGUUUGCCUUGUCUAUAAUGAGGUAUGGUGACUAUUUGAUGUAAUUUGUGUCUAUUUGAGUUAAUGUAGGAAAACUUCAGGGUAUCUGUUUGUCUCUUAGAUGUGCCAUACGUGGACAACACCAUCCAUACAGUCUUGUGUGGUAUCUUUAAGCACUUACAGAAUGGACAAUAAAAAUACAAAAGGUUUCA
Oenanthe melanoleuca is the source of this 2339-nucleotide messenger RNA. It is a transcript of the gene NUDT7, whose product is annotated as nudix hydrolase 7. Gene Ontology annotation, biological process: coenzyme A catabolic process; nucleoside diphosphate metabolic process. The transcript is spliced from 3 exons. Bases 896 to 1879 code for a protein of 327 amino acids. The record is from RefSeq and is a predicted model, not a curated record. Gene Ontology annotation, molecular function: acetyl-CoA hydrolase activity; coenzyme A diphosphatase activity; magnesium ion binding. Lineage: Eukaryota; Metazoa; Chordata; Aves; Passeriformes; Muscicapidae.